AUGGGAAGAUCCGUAGUUGCCGAGGAAAGCGUGCAGUUAUUUAUUGAUGGCUUAUUUGGUACUAAUCAGUGGAUGAUAGGAUUGAUACUUGGCCAGAACAGUUCACAGAGAGACUUUGCCAUUGAACUUGUCAGGAGUCCCAUCGAUGAUACUGGAGAAGAUGAUGAGAAAGGCCACACAGUGAAGAAAAAGAAGAAACCAUCACUGGAUACUGUUGAUGAACAGUGGACUGCAGAACAUGCUAGACAGGUAUCCAGGAUGUUGCCAGGGGGAAUAUCAGUGAUUGGUGUCGUUGCCAUGGCCGCACCUGAUGUCAUGACAAAGUCUCAGGCGAAACUAAGACAGGUAAUGUUUGCAAUUCACAAGACUGUAACCAAAGGCGAUGUUCUUCUCAAAGAUGCUGAUGUAACAGAGAGGAUAUUAUUACAGAUAUGUUCACUUACAAGAAAAACAACUUGUAGAACAAUUGAUGUUUCUGAUCUUAAGAGUACUUUCCGACCAGCCGAAUUGAAGUACCAGUCAUUUGUUAACCGUUGGUCGCAGUUAAAUACUCAAGUGUCUGUUAAUGUAAAAAUACCAGUUAUGAAAUCUUCAAGUAGAAGUAAUUUUCAAAAACAGAUACAACUUGGUGUUAAAUCAUGGUGUAAAUCAUUAUCACAGUCAUUGUGUCUUCUGAAUGGCAAACUGAAAAAAUUAGAUGAGUUAUUGGACACCACACAAACACAUAAGAAAAAAGGAGGAUCAGCAGUUAGUGGAAGUGGACCACAGAAUUUUAAAGUAGCUUUUCUGUUGCAGAAUAAUUCAGCAAAUACUACUAUAGAGAAUAAAGUGUGCAAGUCAAUGAUAAUAUUAAGGGGAAGAAUCUCUGCCAAGUGUUAUAUGAACAAUAAAGCUACAGUCGGUGAAGCUGUAGAGGCAUUAAAAGAAGAUGUUAUUCAUAGUUUAUUGUCAAGAUGUGACUUACUGUGUGAAGAUUUACAACAGACAGAAGAUGACAUCAUAGACAUUAAUACAACUCCACGGCGAGUGUACGUUCAGAUGCCAAGAUCUCAAAUAGAAAUCAGCGAUUACAUGUUUCCAGAUGAGUCAACACAAGAUUGCGUAGGCCGAAUUCAAGAAUUGCUUGAUUUUCAGAUCAGUCCCGAUGAACUUAAAAUAGACAUUGAAUCACUGCCUGGUAUGUUUCUCUUGGCAGACCUCGGUUUAUCCUCCCUUGAGGCGUCCAAUAUAAUGAUCUUCUUUGGAGAGAAGAUGAUGGCAUCCAGCACACAUGUCCCAGCCAUCUCGAUCGUGGGAUUUGAAUGGUCUCUUUAA
Molecule: messenger RNA, 1314 nt
Organism: Saccoglossus kowalevskii
Lineage: Eukaryota; Metazoa; Hemichordata; Enteropneusta; Harrimaniidae
Product: protein odr-4 homolog
Biological process (GO): intracellular protein localization
Cellular component (GO): endomembrane system
Source: RefSeq, a predicted model, not a curated record